Messenger RNA from Hermetia illucens (black soldier fly), 2167 nucleotides. It is a transcript of the gene blw, whose product is annotated as ATP synthase subunit alpha, mitochondrial. The transcript is spliced from 5 exons. Gene Ontology annotation, molecular function: proton-transporting ATP synthase activity, rotational mechanism; ATP binding; ADP binding. Gene Ontology annotation, biological process: proton motive force-driven ATP synthesis; proton transmembrane transport. NCBI's taxonomy places the organism in Eukaryota, Metazoa, Arthropoda, Insecta, Diptera, Stratiomyidae. Bases 114 to 1772 code for a protein of 552 amino acids. The record is from RefSeq and is a predicted model, not a curated record.
GAAUCCGACGGAGCAGAAGCAAGAAUACGACGAGCGGUCCCUCAAUAGUGUAGUCGGUCCGGCAUCCAUCUUUGUAAAAGUCUAGGGAAGUGUAAAACAAGUGCUCAGUUAAAAUGUCGCUCCUAUCUGCACGUUUGGCCACCACCGUGGCCCGGUCAUUGCCGAAGGCUGCAUCACAGAUUGCCGUCAAGGCCGCAUACCCAGCCGCUUCUCUAGCUGCUCGUAAACUCCAUGUAUCAUGCAGUCAACGCAGUGCCGAAAUCUCUUCCAUUUUGGAAGAAAGAAUCAUGGGUGCUGCACCAAAGGCCGAUUUGGAAGAAACUGGACGUGUAUUGAGCAUUGGUGACGGUAUCGCUCGUGUCUAUGGUUUGAAGAACAUCCAAGCCGAUGAGAUGGUGGAAUUCUCCUCCGGAUUGAAGGGUAUGGCUCUGAACUUGGAACCCGAUAACGUCGGUGUUGUCGUCUUCGGUAACGACAAGUGGAUCAAGGAAGGUGACAUUGUCAAGCGUACUGGUGCUAUCGUCGACGUUCCAGUUGGUGAACAGUUGUUGGGACGUGUCGUUGAUGCCUUGGGUAACCCCAUUGAUGGUAAAGGACCAAUCUCGACCAAGGAUCGUUUCCGUGUCGGUAUCAAGGCCCCAGGUAUCAUUCCUCGUGUCUCUGUACGUGAACCUAUGCAAACUGGUAUUAAGGCCGUCGAUUCAUUGGUGCCAAUUGGUCGUGGACAGCGUGAAUUGAUCAUUGGUGACAGACAGACAGGUAAAACUGCCCUUGCCAUCGACACAAUCAUCAACCAGAAGCGUUUCAAUGACGGACAAGAUGAAUCAAAGAAAUUGUACUGUAUCUACGUUGCUAUUGGCCAGAAGAGAUCCACUGUCGCCCAAAUUGUCAAGAGGUUGACCGACGCUGGUGCCAUGAACUACUCCAUCAUUGUCUCAGCCACUGCCUCUGAUGCUGCCCCUCUGCAAUACUUGGCCCCAUACUCUGGCUGUGCCAUGGGUGAAUUCUUCCGUGACAACGGCAAGCACGCUUUGAUCAUCUAUGACGAUUUGUCGAAACAGGCCGUCGCCUACCGUCAAAUGUCCCUGCUGUUGCGUCGUCCCCCAGGUCGUGAAGCCUACCCCGGUGAUGUAUUCUACUUGCAUUCACGUCUAUUGGAACGUGCUGCUAAAAUGUCCCCCACAAUGGGUGGCGGUUCAUUGACUGCCUUGCCAGUCAUUGAAACCCAAGCUGGUGACGUAUCAGCUUACAUUCCAACCAACGUCAUUUCCAUUACUGACGGCCAAAUCUUCUUGGAAACUGAAUUGUUCUACAAGGGUAUCCGACCAGCCAUCAACGUCGGUUUGUCUGUAUCCCGUGUCGGAUCAGCUGCCCAAACCAAGGCCAUGAAACAGGUCGCUGGUUCCAUGAAACUGGAAUUGGCCCAAUAUCGUGAAGUCGCCGCCUUCGCGCAGUUCGGUUCAGAUUUGGACGCUGCCACCCAACAAUUGUUGAACCGUGGUGUUCGUCUCACUGAAUUGUUGAAACAAGGACAAUACGUUCCAAUGGCCAUUGAAGAACAGGUCGCUGUCAUCUACUGUGGUGUACGUGGAUACUUGGACAAAAUGGACCCCAGCAAAAUCACCAAAUUCGAGAAGGAGUUCUUGCAACACAUCAGGACAAACGAACAAAGCCUUUUGUCGCAAAUUGCCCAGGAAGGCAAAAUCUCAGAUGCCACUGAUGCUAAACUGAAGGAUGUUGUCACCAAAUUCAUCUCAACAUUCACAGCCUAAGUUUCUAGUUAUUUAACAUCGUAUUAACACCCAACAAAGAAAAGUUUAAAAUCGAAAAAGAUCUCGUUCGAAUCGUUUUUGAGCGAUACUUAGACAACACACACACACACAACUUUUUAAACUUUUUUUAAGAUACGAGCAUCCUUUGAGAAUGAAAAGUCAACAUCAGAGUAAAUAUUAGCAAUCAAAACUUGACAGUUUACCACCAUCUGUUGUAUAAUGAAUUGGAGUUUCCACCUUAGCGAGAGAACCGUUACUUUAUGUUUUCGAAUUGAAGAGAAAUGAACGCAAAUAAUCCCUACGACUUAAGAAGAUAAGAGUAUUCUGUAUGUGCAGAGUCGAUUUGCUCUAAUGCAAAGUAAACAUCUAAAACAAUAAAAAAUGGUAAAAAUUAA